Molecule: messenger RNA, 2705 nt
Organism: Ectocarpus siliculosus
Lineage: Eukaryota; Phaeophyceae; Ectocarpales; Ectocarpaceae
Source: the annotation of a GenBank genome assembly
CCCCGAACAGCUUCCCCCCUGGGCUGCACAUCAGGCAACGCCAGCAACAGCAAUCGAACCCGCUCCCUGCUUGCGAGCCCCGCCAGCGAUGGCUGUCCAAUCGGGGACCAGUGAAGCAGACACGAAGGCACGUGCUGCUGUUGACGAUGAUACACCCACGCGGCAAAGCCGACCAGCGGGAUGACUUCUAGUGUGAAUGUCUGUCGCCAAAAACGGGAUUGAUUCACGGCACCCCCAAGAGUGUUUUCCUUUCCGCCGAUGCCCCCCCUGAGUGCGGCGGGAUUACAGGUCCACACGUGCCUUUGCUGCUGUUCAGCCUGUCGCACUUGCUGCGCGCCACGCCUCCUCUCCCCGACCCCACGAGAGUCACCCACCAUGCCAUCCACAGAGGCUUACCGACCGGGCCUCCUCUCCUCGCUACUACUCGGCACAGGAUCGCCAGCAGCAAUACCAGGCGCUAAGGACACACAGGCAAGGGUUGAGGAUGCUGAUGCUGUGAGUGGCACCGCAGAGCCGACGAGCACCAAGAAGAAGAAGAAGAGCAAGAAGAAAAGCCAGAGCACCGCUGGAAAGGAUGCAUCCUCGUCCCCUGCUGCUGAUUCUGGUGUCGACAAGGGGGAGUCGGCAGGGGAUGCGGGGGCGCUGCCGUCUGCUGCGGAUGAGGGUGUGGUGGCAGGCCUAGCGUCCCUGUUCUCUCCCACCAACCUCGAGAAGUUCAAGCGCCGGGAGAGGGCCGACAAGGAGGCAGACGCUGCAGAGGUUGCUCGAAUCACCAAGGAAGCGCGGGCAAGGGAGCGGAGGGAGGAGGAGGAGGCAGCCAACUCUGGCAAGAAGAAGAACAAGAAGGCCAAGAAGAGAGAAGAGGAAGAGCAGGAAAACAGGCGGAAGCUGGAAGCGGAGAAGCGGUUACAGAUCGCGGCGAAACGGACGGCCGCGCUCGCCGCCGCCGCUGAAGCCGUCCGAGCGGGCGGUUCAGCGAAAAAGGUGAACCAGUCGGCAUCUGAGGAACUAGAGGAGGACGAGGAAGAGGAGGACGAGGAAGAGGAGGACCAGGAAGAGGAGAAGGGGGAGGAAGAGGAGGACCAGGAAGAGGAAGAGGAGGAAGAAGAAGAGGAGGAGGAGGAGAGGGAUUCUGACAGCGAACCGGAGAGCGUGAUCGCUGGUCAGGGCGGGGAUAGCUCCGACGAGGACAUGGACGAUAUCGACGAGGGAGAGGAGAAGGGCAACGACGAGGACAACAACGGUGUCACAAAGGCAGCUGGCCGGGGUAAGGCCGAAGCGGAGGCGGGCGACACCGCGAAGGCGUCCGCGCCCAAAGAGGAGGGGGGUAACAACAACAAGGACGACGAGGAGAAAGAAUCGCGGACGGUGUUCGUGGGGAACUUGCCGACGAGCUUCACGCCCAAGAAGGUCAAGGCCGCCUUCAAGGAGUACGGCGCGGUGGAGUCGGUCCGGCUUCGCUCGGUCGCGGUGCAGGGGAUGGCGGUGGACAAGGCCGGGGAUCAGCAACUGGUGAGGAAGGUGUGCGUAAACAGGGGCAUGGUGGACGAGGAGGUGAAGAGCAGCGUCAACGCCUACGUGGUUUACAAGGACUGUGCUAGCGUGGAGAAGGCCCUGGCUGCCAACGGCACGGACGUGGGGGGCAAGCACGUCCGCGUGGACAGGGCCAAGAGCGGCGAGUACGACCACACUCGCUCGGUCUUCCUCGGUAACCUUCCCAUGGACGCAGGGGAGGAGGAGGUUCGAGAAUUGUUUGCGUCGAAGCUGGAGGGCGGGCCAAAGUCGGUGGAAGGGGUGAGGCUGGUUCGAGACAAGGCCACGUUGGUCGGGAAGGGCUUCGGAUACGUCCUGCUUGCCGACAGGGCCCUGGCUGCUGCGGCGUUAGCCCUCCAGGGUACGAAACUCAAAGGCCGGCCCCUUCGCGUGAUGCCGUGCGGCAAGAGGACCAAGGGGAGGGGCGGGGUCGCGAAGCCCGGGCUAGAGGACCACAAGUUCGCGAGCUUCGAAGGUAGGAGGACGACCGACGUCGGGGUGUUGCGCCGCCUGAAGCGCAAGCAGCAGGAGGGAGGCCGGGGGGGGGAGGCGGGCAAGACCAGCACCGCCGACAGCGGCAGGGACGGUGGGCGGGGUCGGGGUGGAAGGGGCGGCCGCGGCGGCGGCGGCGGCGGCGGCGGUAGCAGCGAGAGUGAUGGCAACGGCAAGGCAUUCAAGAAGCCCCGUUGGACCACGGAGGAUGGCGUUCGCGCGGGGAAGGCGGCCGGAGGGCGGGCUACCGCGCCGAUCCCGACGCCGGGAGGGAGGGGUCCCGGAGGGCGCGACUCGGCGGGUAGGGGUAGGGGGGGUAACCAUAGAUGUCGCCACACGAAAAUAGGUGGAGGAUAUCUCAAAGGCAUAUCAGGAGGAGAAAGGAAGAGAACCAGCAUAGGCUAUGAAAUUCUUGUUGAGCCUUCACUGCUACUACUUGAUGAGCCAACUUCAGGUCUUGAUUCCACCUCAGCAAACAAACUUCUUCUCACUCUUCAAGGACUAGCGAAGGCUGGAAGAACUAUAAUCACAACAAUUCACCAGCCAUCCAGCAGAAUCUUUAACAUGUUUGACAAACUUCUUCUGAUAUCAGAAGGCUCUCCUGUUUAUUAUGGGAAGGCUAGAGACACAGCAGAGUACUUUUCAUCCUUGAGGUUCGUCCCGGAAAUACCAAUGAAUCC